This is a messenger RNA of Megachile rotundata (alfalfa leafcutting bee), 744 nucleotides long. Its product is annotated as KRAB-A domain-containing protein 2-like. The record is from RefSeq and is a predicted model, not a curated record. NCBI's taxonomy places the organism in Eukaryota, Metazoa, Arthropoda, Insecta, Hymenoptera, Megachilidae.
UUAAAUACAUUAAUUACGGGUAAAGGAGAAGAUAAUUGUUUUUAUUUUUCUAAAGAAAAGUACUCUAAAAUACUUUCGGAAGUGGUUUCGGCUAAACCUAAGUGCACCACACCUUUGGAUUAUAGACGAUUAAAACGUUUUGACGUUUUAAAAAUUAAUGAUGAAGAGAAGUUAAUUGUGCCAUUAAAACCAGGGGAAACGCAUAUCCAGUAUUAUUGUCAAAUGAAACACAAUGUACCUAAGAAAGGUAUUGUUGUGAAACCAAUGGUCAGUUCUGAGUUAAACUCAAGAUGUCAAGUUGAUCUGAUAGAUCUGCAGUCAAACAGAGAUGGCGAAUAUAAGUUCAUAAUGGUGUAUCAAGAUCAUUUAACUAAGUUUGUCCAGCUACGACCUUUGAAAACUAAAAGAGCUGAAGAAGUAGCGCAUCACGUUCUUUCAAUAUUUUUAACCUUUGGUGCACCAGCAAUAUUGCAAUCAGAUAAUGGUAGAGAAUUCAAUGGUUUACCCUUUGUUCAAUUUGCAAAGAACACUACAUACCACGCAGGAAUACGCCAAAGUCCUUAUGAAGCCAUGUUUGGCGUUAAAGUAAAAAGAGGCAUAGCAUCGUCUUUUUUGCCUAGCGAACAAAUCGCAAAUAUUGAAACCGAAGAACAACUCGAAGAAAUUGCCAAUACUUUUGAAACCGAAGAACAGCUUGAAAAAACUGUUAAUACUUCUGUGGUGCCGAAAUAUCAGGACACCUAA